GAUCUUGGCUCUGUGGGUUAGGCUGAUCUCCAGUUUGAUAGGCUCCCAUCUCCGCUACGUUCCAGGACUGCAGUCAUGUGCAUGAUGCUAUUCUUUGGGGUGGAUCUGAACGUGCCUACGUGCCUGUUUUGUGUUUCCUAGUGCCCCUUUCUCAAAUCUUUUUGAGAUCUCUGUAGUUUGUACAGGACACCAUACCAUUGCACCAGAUAGUGGUUCUACCACAAAAUACUGAAAAAUGAAUCUCAGUAUGAAGCAGAAACAGGAAGAAGCCCAAGAGAAUGUGAAGAACAGUCCUGUCCCAAGGAGAACGCUGAAGAUGAUCCAGCCUUCUGCAGCUGGAUCUCUUGUUGGCAGAGAAAAUGAGUUGCCAAAAGGUUUGUCCAAAAGGAAGCUUUGGGAUGACCAGUUAACACCUAAGACUUCAAGCAGUGGCGCAGAAGCUAAUGAAAAUGAUGUUGGAGACCUUACCCAGGAAGCAUUUGAUCUUAUGAUUAAAGAAAACCCAUCCUCUCAGUAUUGGAAAGAAGUGGCAGAACAACGGAGGAAAGCUCUCUAUGAAGCACUUAAAGAGAAUGAGAAACUUCAUAAAGAAAUUGAACAAAAGGACAGUGAAAUUGCCCGCCUGAAAAAGGAGAAUAAAGACUUGGCAGAAGUAGCUGAACACGUACAGUACAUGGCAGAGGUAAUCGAGAGGCUGAGCAAUGAACCUCUGGAUAACUUUGAAUCACCGGACAGUCAGGAAUUUGAUUCUGAAGAAGAAACUGUUGAGUAUUCAGAACUGGAAGACUCAGGAACUGGGACGUGUGCCGAGGAGACCGUGUCUUCCUCCACGGAUGCCAAGCCAUGUACAUGAGGUGUGAGGCGCACUGCCAGUGUUGCCCUUUGGUAUAGUGCUUGGUAAAUUAACUACAUGAUGCAAGUGCUUGAAUCCAGGUUUGAAUCCUGGGGCUAUUACUAUGUUAAAAUACAGGUAUUUUUAACCUGUUUUUAUGUAAAUAGCAUUUUCAUUUUUGUAAGUGUCAGAUGUGAAUUGUGUAUAUUAAAUAAACUUCAAUUUCCUGUUGAACAUUGUA
Molecule: messenger RNA, 1073 nt
Organism: Mastomys coucha (southern multimammate mouse)
Lineage: Eukaryota; Metazoa; Chordata; Mammalia; Rodentia; Muridae
Gene: Gmnn
Product: geminin DNA replication inhibitor
Exons: 7
Coding region: 236-853 (205 amino acids)
Biological process (GO): negative regulation of DNA replication; negative regulation of cell cycle
Cellular component (GO): nucleus
Source: RefSeq, a predicted model, not a curated record